CUUCGCCACACAUAACCCAACCUGUCUAUGUUCAUCCACCUCAAACUGUAAACACAGUGCAGCACAGACGGCUGUGAAUCUCAUAUCAACCUGAAUCGCUCCUCUCCUCCUCUCCCUCUUUACUUAUAACUAUCAUUAUGAAGCGAAUCUCUGCGAGCAGUCUUCUGUGGGCGAUCACCGCGAGUGCACAAUUAGUUGUCCCGAAUAUCGCCGCGGAGGAACUUAAUCCGGAUCAAAUCCAGUGUCCGAUAGAAAACGGUGCUUUUUGUCUCGACGGGAAUACACUGGUCAGGUGUGCGAACUAUGUUGGGACUGUGGUAGACUGUGGACAAGAGCUAGCUCAUAUUGCACCCACAGAGCUCAGAAGUGGUUUCUGUAAGUCCAUUAACCUUUCCUUCUUUGCAGUCUCCUAGAUCAGACCCUGACUGCAGUGUAGGUUACAAUUCGCAGACCGACAUCACCAAUGCAUCCUGCGGCAAGGCCAGCUUCGUUUAUCCUGAGGGGGCUGCCCCGUUCAAAAUAGAUACCUACAACGGAGUCC
Messenger RNA from Tricharina praecox, 541 nucleotides. RefSeq lists its product as uncharacterized. NCBI's taxonomy places the organism in Eukaryota, Fungi, Ascomycota, Pezizomycetes, Pezizales, Pyronemataceae. The transcript is spliced from 4 exons. The coding region runs from base 138 to 413 and encodes 91 amino acids. The record is from RefSeq and is a predicted model, not a curated record.